AAAACAAUCGUGACAAUGUUGCAAUCUAUAUUUGACGAUGUGCGUCGAAUGAAUAAACGGCAGGUAAAUAAAUUUCUUCGCUAGAAUUAUUAGAGAUUCUUACAAGCGAGCGCAUAUGGUCGAUAAAUAGUCUUUAUCACUAUUCUUUUGCAGUUCCUGUAUCAGAUGUUAAGUUUUGGUAUGAUUGUUUCGUCUGCUUUGAUGAUCUGGAAAGGCUUGAUGGUUGUAACGGGUAGUGAAAGUCCGAUUGUGGUUGUUCUCAGCGGUAGUAUGGAACCAGCUUUUCAUAGGGGAGAUUUGUUAUUUUUAACUAAUUAUCCAGAUGAGCCAGUCAGAGUAGGAGAAAUUGUUGUCUUUAAAGUUGAAGGUAGAGAUAUUCCAAUUGUACACAGAGUACUUAAAUUACACGAAAAGGGCGACCAAAAUAAUACUGUUAAAUUUCUAACAAAGGGUGAUAAUAAUUCUGUUGAUGAUAGAGGUUUAUAUGCAUCUGGUCAAUUAUGGUUGACACAUAAAGACGUUGUUGGUAGAGCAAGGGGUUUUUUACCAUACGUAGGAAUGGUUACAAUAUUCAUGAAUGAAUAUCCCAAAUUUAAAUAUGCGGUAUUAAUGUGUUUGGGAUUAUAUGUUUUGGUACAUAGAGAAUAA
This is a messenger RNA of Heterotrigona itama, 648 nucleotides long. The record is from the annotation of a GenBank genome assembly. NCBI's taxonomy places the organism in Eukaryota, Metazoa, Arthropoda, Insecta, Hymenoptera, Apidae.